AUGGCCUCGCAGCACGCGUCCGAUGCGCUUGCAGGCGUGCCGCUGCUCUUCACGCUGCCGCCCCGCGCGGCAUACGAGGUGCUCUCCAACGGCGAGGCGCUGCGCGUGCCGCACUUUGUGACCGUGGGCGACCGCAUCCUCGUCAAUACGGAGGACGGCACCUAUUACGGUAAGGCGGGGCCAGAUGAGGGAUGA
Molecule: messenger RNA, 195 nt
Organism: Emiliania huxleyi CCMP1516
Lineage: Eukaryota; Haptophyta; Isochrysidales; Noelaerhabdaceae
Exons: 2
Coding region: 1-195 (64 amino acids)
Biological process (GO): peptide biosynthetic process
Cellular component (GO): cytoplasm
Source: RefSeq, a predicted model, not a curated record